Molecule: messenger RNA, 4801 nt
Organism: Leguminivora glycinivorella
Lineage: Eukaryota; Metazoa; Arthropoda; Insecta; Lepidoptera; Tortricidae
Product: transcription factor E2F7-like
Exons: 4
Coding region: 42-1094 (350 amino acids)
Biological process (GO): regulation of transcription by RNA polymerase II
Cellular component (GO): RNA polymerase II transcription regulator complex
Molecular function (GO): DNA-binding transcription factor activity, RNA polymerase II-specific; RNA polymerase II cis-regulatory region sequence-specific DNA binding
Source: RefSeq, a predicted model, not a curated record
GCACGCUCACGGCUCGCGCGCAUUUGCCGAAACUGUCAAAAAUGUAUACAGAGAGGAUUAUUACAGAAUGUUAUCGCACAAUGUAUGAAGAUGAUAACAUAACUUCCACUCCCAAGCGCUGUGUGCUUACUGAAGUCACCAACUCUACCAAUGUGUCUCCCACGGCGAAUUUGAAGUUGUUGACGAACGUUGCACUGUUGUACCCGACUCCGCCGCCUAGCACCGUGCACCGCAAAGAAAAGUCGCUUCAAAUACUAUGCGACAGAUUCCUGACACUGUUCCCCCUGUAUGGGCAUGGCACGGUGGAGAUCCAGCUCGACAGCACGGCGGCGCGGCUGGGCGUGGAGAAGCGCCGCAUGUACGACAUCAUCAACAUUCUCGAGGCCAUGCAGUGUGCGGUCCACAAGCGGAAGAACACCUAUCUGUGGCAUGGAGGUUCAAGACUGAAUUCAUUUUUGAAGAUGCUUAAAAAGCAAGGGGAGAACCUGAGACUGUCUGCGGCUCUACGGGGCAGAGCUCCGAAGCCACCCGCUCCCAAACACAAAACCCUGGGAGUAUUGGCUCAGAGAUUUUUGAUGCUGUUCCUAGUAGAACCACCUAAUACGCUUAUCAAUUUGGAGAUGGCUGUGAGAGUACUGAUUGACUCAAACAACAAAACUAAAACCACUCUUUCACCAGAAAUGCUAGACCGUCAACACAAAUCAAAAGUAAGGAGGCUAUAUGACAUAGCCAAUGUCUUUAUUUCAAUUGGUCUCAUUGAAAAAGUGUCAGGGAACUCAAUUUUAAAGAAACCUGUAUUCAAGUAUGUGGGGCCCUUUAAAAUGAAAGGCGAAAAGAAGGCGGAGAAGAUGGUGACAGGCACUCCCUCGCCGCUGACCCCGCUCGCGCUGGCCGGCGAGCAGCGCAUCACUCCUUGCCACGUGUUCUCCGGCCGCUCCAAGCGCAAGCUGGAGUUCUCCUCCACGCCCACCAGCAACAGAGAGGCGCCUCUGGGCGUCACCACCCCACCUCACACUCCGUCCCAUAAGUGGGACGAAAUUUUAUUGGUAGCCGAUAUGGAGCUCAGUAGAAUAAAUAAUGGAAUUAUUUUGUAAAAUUGUUCGAAUAUGACUUGGCUAAAUAUUUUUCUAAUGAAUUCUCCGUCCACGUUGAGGUCUACAAUGAGGGACUAACAUGAUUUGCUGUGGGAAUAUCCCUAUGUACCAAAAUGAAGGGCCUUCACUAAAUAAAACUUAGCCAUGAUCAUGCUCGUGAUAAAAGUUCAGGACUCCUCUUAAAUUGAUCUCAUUGACAAUUGUAUAAUGUCUAAAUAAACCUACUAUAAAAAAACAACGUAAAAGUAAAAUUUCAAAAAUAUAAGUUAUCAUUAGAUAGUAAAAACAAAUGACAUUGUCGUAUAUUUAAAAAAAAAUCCGCGCUGUACUGAACUAAAUAGGUCUAUUAAGAUAUCACACCGAUUUUUUCGAAAUGUUUCUGUUUCCUUACUGAGCAAACAGAUGUAUCACAAAAUUUUAGUAAAAUGACAUUAACAUUAAAUUUCGUGUUUCCUAAUUUGCCCACUGGCAAAUCAUGAAUGGCUCGUUUCUGUAGGCAAAGAUUUUAGCUAUUUAUAAUCUAUACUAUGGCUAGGACAAACAUUAACAUCACAGUUAAGGUAGAAAUACAAUACAAACAGCUAAAAAUAUCGUUCUGUUAAAUAAUACCUUCUUUUAAUAUUUUUCUACAUAUAUUCCGGUAUCCUGUAAGUGUAACACCUUCCAACCAUACAUGUAUUCGCUCUGCAAAGAAUGCAUUGACUGCACGGCGCACGGCGGCGCCCGCCCACUGAAGAAAACUAUUUUUUGCGCUAUUCUCCCUAGUUUUCAUCAAUCCUUUGAUAAGUACUUGGAGUGGAACUGUAAUCCAACGGAAUACAUUGGCAAGAUAACUGCCUGUCAUUUUGUGGUAUAGUGUAUGGUAAAAUAAUAACGAUAUGAUUUGGAGACAUGAUUUUUUUGAAAUUUUUGUGUUUAGUCAUAAUUUAGUAAUUUAACGACGAACUUCUUUAUAGGUACUUCGUGUAUUUUUGAUAAAACGUAAACCUUCGGGCGUAGCACACUAGUUGGAUAAACUUUAUCGCAUAGGUGCGUCCCUAACGCAAUUACAAAUAGUGCGAAAAGGACGGCCUGACGUUAUAUAGUUUAUCAUGCGACCGUGCUGCCUGUCAGAUGUAGAUUUAAGUGCUACGAAACUGAAAGAAAAUAUGUAAUAUUAGUUUUUGAGUAGUAAUAUGUACACAAUAAUAUAUUUCGUUAUACGGCAAUCGAUAUUAACGAGUUUCAAAACAAGACCGUGGUGACACAUUAAUUGCUGAAUGAUAUGUAUCAUAUAACCUGUGAGGUGUGUUAAACUUUGCGGUGAUAUCAAAAAUACACGCUCUACUAAUUUUGAAUUUGUGUGGACCUUGAAAUGCGUCAGGCCGAACGUCACAGAUUGUUUAGUGUUGAGCGAGAUAAAUGUUUGAACACUUACUUAACACUAAUCAAUAUGUGAUCAGGACCUAAUUCGUCUUCCAAGAAAUAUUUUAAGAUUGAAGUAUUUAAUAUUAUUUCAAACAUUGAACAAAAACAAUAGAUAAAUUAUUCCUACGUUAAAAUUUUAUUAUUGUUGCUCAGAAAAGAGUUUAAUUAAUUUCAGAGAAAAAUAAUGCAAUUAGCAAAUUGUUGACUUAGGAAGAAAACCUUAAUUAGUUAUUAAGUUUGUAAGACGUAUAAAAAAGAUUUAAAAUGAAAUAUAUUGUUGAGUUGUGCCGCUCCCGCUUUACCGCGUAGCCCGCUUGUGUGCGAGGACGUCAGGAGCAACCUGCGGUUGGGCCACGGAGCCAACUCCGGCGGAUGCAAGCAAUCACGAAUCUUAUACGACCCAUAAAACUUUGUUUCAAAUGCUCAAUUACUCAUACGCACGUACUUACCUUACUAUGUAAGUACGAGCACAUUUGUAGCCCCAGAGCAUCUUCUCACAUGCCAGUUUUGAAUUCUCAUUUCCAUUGUUGUCAGGGCACUUGUCUCAACGAAACGAUCAUUUAGCAGGGUCUCAUGCCCGUUUCGCGAUGCUUAGCCGCAAGUUAGCUCCUGCAGCGCGACACUACUACAUACAUUUAUGUAUUUUUAUGAAUUCCUUUCCGUGGAAAGCCAUCUUAAAGAUGUACUUUGAAAGUCAAUAUAGGUUAUAUUAUAAUUUAUAAAAAUUUACCAUACCUUCGAAGACUUAUUGUCUCUAGAGGGAAAAUAUUUUUUAUUAUAUUGUUUUAUACAUAGAUAUAAAUUAAUCUAUUGUUACAAUCCUUACAUAUAUUCCUAAGGCUCGCUAUAGGGUUUAAAAAUAACUAUGAAUUAGAACAGAGCAUUUGUUUUUAAACCAAACCAAAAUCUAUUUAGUUUCUUUCAUUGUUGAUUGUACGUACAAUAGAAUAUAGAUAGUCGCCAUAGAAUAUACCGAAGGUGCACACAAACAUCUGAACACAUCUGUACAGUCGACUACAAAGAGAUGUAUCCACUUUUUCAUCUUAUUACAUUUGUAAUACGGUGAAAAAAUUGAUACAUCUCUUCGUAGUCGACUGUACAUAUUACAAAGUGCUUUCUCAGAUUUUUUUCAGUACUUCAUGUGCAAAGUUAUAUUAGAUGGUGGCUGAUAGCUAUAUUCAAAUUUAACUGUCAAUUUUUGGAUUGUUUUGUUAUUUAGCCGAGCCUUAUGAGAAAAUAAAUAAAUAAUAUAGGUAUACUUUAGAUGGAAGCUUACACGUCGCUCUUAGGGUGGAAUGACAUGGAACAGCAUCGUGCCGCAUUCUAUAAAGAAUUUAUGACAUAAUACUAUAUAGGUAGUUGUUUAACUUGGUUACUACGAUGAAUGAUAACGCCUACGCAUCGGCAAGCUGAAAGCAUACACAUCUUGGUACUAAUGGGCGAUUCAUAAUAUUUCAAAAUGCUGACAGAUGUGAUUCCAUCCUUGGAACACUUCUGCUCUUUAUAACACGAUAUGCUGUUUCGACAGCUUGCAAUACCAGCAAAAAGUUCAAGAUGUUUCGCUGGCUAUGUUAUUAAAUUUAUGAAUUAUUCUAUAUUACCUAUUUCUAAAAUCACCGCAAAACUGUAAAGAACCACAAACAUACUCAGUACUCACACCAAUAUAGAUUAUACAAGUAGGACAGUGGAGCUAGGCUUUACUGUCGGGAUCAAGAAUACAGUCAUAUUGUUUGCGAGUAUUGUGGUGUUCCAUGCCAAAAGGAACCUAAGGCUUCUAGUGCAAUAAAGAGGUCAUCUGAUAUUCCUACAGAAAUUAGCCCAUAUUGCCGAUGAAACAUAGAACGCUUUAGGCGUGGGAUAGCGAUUAUUGUUGAGAUUCAAUAGUAUGCAUUCAAUGUUUCGAAUUAGUAUAUAAUUUUAAGGUAUUUAAAGUUGCUUUUUAUGCUCUAUUAUUUUGUUGCUAAGCUGUAUCUGUAAUAAUAAAAUACAUUAAAUUGAUACAAAUAUGUUUUAUUUAUAUUUGCAUUAAAUUAAAUUUAAUAGGUAAUGAAUUAAUUAAAUUGUGAUAUAUCUAUGCUAAAAUAUGAAUGACAUUCAAAACAUGACAUAAAUAAAUAUUAUCAAGACUGAUAAAUUAAACGUUAUUGCGAUGGAUGAUUUAAAGCUUACAUUAGUAAACUGCACUGACACGAAGUGCCGCUAGAACAACGAUCAUUAGUCCGUUAGCUCUAACCACGACUUUCUAGCAAACAGCUGUCGAAUUUAAUUUAUCGAGUCUACUUUAUACAAUCCAAUCCAUG